This is a messenger RNA of Diospyros lotus (date-plum), 6257 nucleotides long. Its product is annotated as probable disease resistance protein At4g27220. Lineage: Eukaryota; Viridiplantae; Streptophyta; Magnoliopsida; Ericales; Ebenaceae. The transcript has 6 exons. Gene Ontology annotation, molecular function: ADP binding. Bases 693 to 5771 code for a protein of 1692 amino acids. The record is from RefSeq and is a predicted model, not a curated record.
CAAACAAGCCAGAUGGGGAGAGGGCAGGAUGUGAGGAGAGAGAAAAGCAAGCAAUAUUGAGACAGAAAACAGAACGGACAAGCCACGUGAGGAGAGAGAGGGGUAAAGGAGGGAAUAUAUUUUACCUUAAUUUUGGUUGGUAGCCUUUGUCACCGUGUAUAUGGAUGGAUGGAGUAACAAGCAUCCUUACUAUUGCCAACGCGGAAUGUAGCUUUAACACGCGGAGUGAAUGAAGCAUCUUUUUACUAUUGCCAAACGCGGAAUCUAGCUUUAACGUGGAAGGAAGGAAGCAUCUUAUCUUUACUAUUGCUGCCAAUUACAGCAUCUUUCUUUCCUGUGCUGUGGAUUGGAGCUCCGUCGUCGUCUCCCCUGCAAGCAAGCUGUGGUGUGGUGUGGUGGAUCUGAGAGAGAUCCAAAAGCACAGCUUUGGUUGAAGAUUAAUUAAUUAGCUGCUUCCUCUCAUUUCAGACGAGGUAUUCAUCUGUUCCUUAACUCUCUCUCUCUCUUUUUAUUUUCUUUGGCAGUUGAGUCAAUAUAAGAGUUCGAAUGGUACCAACCUAGAUAGAAUAAAGAAAGAAAGAAAGAAAAAUUUUGUUUGGAUUUUCUCCUCCUCCUUAAUCUCCACACGCACACACACACAUAUAUAGCUACCUCUUUGAAAUCUCAUUUCACAGGACGGGAGGAAAUUGAUUAUGACAAACAUCAUGGAGUCAUGUGUGGGGAAGAUUCUCAGUUUUCUCGUAGGACCCGCGAUUACGCAUGGGGAUUAUGUGAUUCAAUACAAGAAAAAUGUCACGCUACUCGAACAAGAAAAUAGGAGGCUCCGUGAUAAAAAGGACAGAAUCCAGGGAAGGGUGGACCUAGAGAUGAACUAUGGGAAAGUCAUUGAAACUGAGGUCUCCAGUUGGCUGGAGGAAGUAAAUAAGAUGGAACGAGACAUUGCCAACUUCCUGCGUCAACAAGAAAACGAAGAACAGAUGGAACGAGACAUCGCCAGCUUCCUGCGUCAACAAGAAAACGGAGAACAGAUGGAACGAGACUUCGCCAACUUCCUGUGUCAACAAGAGAAUAAAGAACAGACGGAACGAGACAUCGCCAACUUCCUGCGUCAACAACAAAACGGAGAACAGAUGGAACGAGACUUCGCCAACUUCCGGCGUCAACAACCAAACGGAGAAUCUUUCAGGUGUUUUCUGGGCUGCAUGUGUCCCAACUUAAUGUGGCGUCACAAGAGGGGUAAGGAAGCUCACGAGAGGAAGGAGGUCGUCAGUGAACUGAUAAGUCGGGGUGAGAAUCUAGAGAGGUUGCCAGUGGCACGCGAUGCACCUUUCCGAUCAGACCUGCACUUUGUUUCUCCUCGGUAUUACACCAAGUUCCAAUCAAGAGAUUCAGUUGUUGACAAAAUCAAUAAUGCUUUGAAGGAUUCUGGGGUUCACGUGAUUGGGGUCCACGGGCCUGGUGGAGCCGGGAAGACGACGAUGGUGAUAGAGGUUGCAAACGAAGCUACGAAACAAGGAAUUUUUGAUAAAUUUGUGGUAGCAGUUGUGUCUAAAGAUCUAAAUAUCUCAAAAAUACAAGAAGAACUUGCAUCCCAAUUGGAUUUCAAUUAUAAAAAAAUAGGUGACAUAGGAAGAGCGGAUGAGCUACGAAAGGCAUUGUCGAACAGGGGGAAAAAGAUAUUGGUAAUAUUGGAUGACCUUUGGCAAGUGCAAGUCUUGAAUGCAAUUGGAAUUCCUACUUCAGGUUGCAAAAUUUUACUAACCUCGCGUAACGAAGAGGUCCUCAGAGGGAUGGAGGUUCAUUUAUGUGUUCCAAUUGGGUACUUGGAGGAGCAAGAAGCAUUGAAGCUAUUUACAAAUGUGACAGGAGAUUUUCGAGUUGAUGAUUCGACAGCAAGAGAGGUAUGCAAUAGAUGUGGAGGUCUACCUAUUGCUAUAGUUGCAGUUGGAGCUGCAUUAAGGGGCAAGGAAGAGGCUGCGUGGUGGGAUGCACUUCACCAAUUAGAGAAUUGCCGCAUAAAAUACAUUGAAGAAAGGGUACCAAGGGGUUAUAUCACCUUGAGGUGGAGCUAUGAUUUUCUAGAAGACGAGGAUGCAAAGUCGUGCUUCUUGCUCUGCUGUUUGUUCCCCGAAGAUGCUGAGAUUCCUAUUGAUGACUUGGUUAGAUAUAGCUUUGCCUUGGGGUUCCUUAGAAUGGUGGAUUCGCUGAAACAUGCAAGAUAUAGAGUACAAUCCAAGGUUGAUAAGCUGAAAAGCUCUUGCUUGUUGCUAAAUGGAAAAAACAAGAAUUUUGUUAAAAUGCAUGACGUCAUUCGUGACCUUGCAAUUUCUAUAACAGAGGAGAAGCAAAUUGCACACGGAGGUAGUCGUGAUUGGCCAGGGCAACAACAGUUCAUGGUAAAUCACAAUAUUAAAGAGUGGCCAAAGAAUGAUGCCUGGGAACAUCACACAGCAAUCUCAUUAAGGAUCAAUAAUGACAACAUUAGUUUUCCUCGCGGUGCGCUCCAUUGUCCACUAAUGCAAACCAUUGUGUUGCAUGAAAUUCCAAAUGAUUUAGAAAUUCCAACUGAUUUCUUUCAAGGCAUGAAGGAGGCAAGAGUUUUAGAUUUGAAAUACAUACGGAAGGACCUCCCAUCAUCGAUUUUGGAGUUGGAUCAACUUCGGAUGUUACGUCUAAAUUAUUGCCAAUUAUGGGAAGACGACUUGUCUACAAUUCAAAAUCUAAAUAAUAACAUUGAGAUACUUAGCUUUGAGGGAUCUAAGAUAAAGGAGUUGCCACAAGAGAUUGGGAAAUUGACUAGUUUGCGAUCCUUAGAUCUAAGAAAGUGCUACCUAAAUGUGAUUCCAGAGGGUGUGAUAUCCAAUUUGAUCCAUCUAGAAGAGUUGUAUGUUACAGAUUGGGAUAUCACUAUAGUUGGUGGGGGAAUGAGCAAUGCGAGCAUUACUGAGCUGAAAUCAUUGAAGCAAUUAACAGUUUUACAUAUUACAAUUUUCACAUAUGGUAAUUACAGGACUAUCUUCCAAGAAUGCGGCUACUUAUUUGAGAAAUUGAUUGAUUUUUUUAUAUGUAUAAACACUUCAUUUUUUCGAUCCCUAAAUGAGUUGAGAAUUCGGGAUAUUCACGAUAUAGAUGGGUUUCACCUCUUGAUGGACAAAGUUGAGAUCUUGGAAUUGUCUAACAUUCAAGACUUGAGAUAUCUACGUAGCAAGCCACAGCUACAGGUUACACCAAGUGGUGGGGGAUCUUUUUCUAAAUUAAUCAAUUUAGAUAUUUUUAAAUGUCAGAGCAUGAAAUAUGUCUUUUCCCCAUCCUGUGCCAAAGCACUUCAACAACUCAAAACACUUAAAGUACACUAUUGUAACAGUGUGGAACAAAUAAUUGGAGUAGGAGAUCAUUGUAAUGAAGGGGAAGUCGUAGCUGAUGAAAUAAUUAUUUUCAGUCGAUUGAGAAUGAUAAAUUUGUCAAAACUUCCACAAUUUAAAAGCUUCUACCCCAAAAUGGAGAAGAUAGCAAUUGAGGAAAACGCUUCAAAUUGGACUACAGCAGCAAAAUCUAUCUUCAAUGAAAAGGUAUCUUUUCCUGUCUUGGAGGAAUUGACGAUUAAUGAGUUACCGGCAGAAGAUAUUUGGAAUGAGCAAACGAUUCAAUCCUCAAACAGAUCAAACAAAAUAUCUUUUUCUCAACUGAGGCACAUUAAAGUAACCCAAUGUCAUAAGUUGGUAAAUGUGUUCCCUUCAAAUAUGUUCCUACAAUUGCAAAAUUUGGAGACAUUACGUGUUCAGAGGUGUUCUUCUUUGGCAUUGCUGGCUGAAAUCCUCAAGCCUAAUAUCCAAAGUCAUACAAUUAAAGUGUUCCCAAAGUUGAGACAUCUUGAGUUACUUAGUCUGCCCAAAUUGAUGAAAAUAUGGCCUAAUGAUGAGGACUACUGCUCUAAUGACAAUUAUAUCCAUUUAUACCUAAAAAUUAUAUCAAUUAUUUGUUGUGGUAGUUUGAGACAUGUAUUUCCAGCUUUUGUUGCUAGACAUCUUGUGUGCAUUGAAGACUUUGCAGUAUAUGAAUGUCCUAAAAUGGAAGUGAUAGUAUCAGAGGCAAGCAUAGAAGGAGUGAUCGAUGAUGGUAUUAUUGAGUUCUGCCAAUUAAAAACAUUGACGCUUGGAAAUUUGCCAAAUCUCAAAAGUUUUUCUCAAUCCAAGUCUGAAACAUCACAUUUAUUUAACCAGGUAUCUUUUCCUAUCUUGGAGGAAUUGAAUAUUAGUGAGUUACCGGCAGAAGAUAUUUGGAAUGAGCAAACAAUUCAAUCCUCAAACAGAUCAAAUGAAAUAUCUUUUUCUCAACUGAGGCACGUUAAAGUAACCCAAUGUCAUAAGUUGAUAAAUAUGUUCCCUUCAAAUAUGCUCCCACGACUGCAAAAUUUGGAGGCAUUAGUUGUUUGGAACUGUCUUUCUUUGACAUUGUUAGUUGAAGACCUCAACCCUAACAUCCAAAGUCCUACAGAUAAAUUUAAACUCAUUGAUGUGUUUCCAAAAUUGAGAGAUCUUGAGUUAGAUACUCUGCCCAAGUUGAUGAAAAUGUGGCUCAAUGAUGAGGACUACUUCUCUAACGACAAUUAUGUUUGUUUAUGCCUAGAAACUAUAUCAAUUAGACAUUGUGAUAGUUUGAGACAUGUUUUUUCAGCUUUUGUUGCUAGACAUCUUGCGUGCAUCGAACACUUAUAUGUAGAAGCAUGUCUUGGAAUGGAAGUGAUAGUGUCAGACGCAAAGGAAGAAGGAGUGAUCGAUAAUGGUAUUAUUAACCUUGGCAAAUUAAAAACAUUGCAGCUUAGGGAUCUGUCAAAUCUCAAAAGUUUUUCUCAAUUCAAGUCUGAAGCAUCACAUUUAUUUAACCAGGUUAUUUUUUCCAAGAUCAAAUAUGUUAUUUUGAGUGGCCUUUCAAGAGAGAUACAACUCUGGGAUCUUCUAGCUACCACACAAGAACAUCUACACGUGAAAAUAAUUAAAUGCCAAGUCUCAACCAAAGUUUCGUCUCAUCCUCAAAUGCGAAGCUCUAGAAUGAUCUUCAACAACUUACUCUUAAGGGAUUGCCAGGGGUUCAAACAUGUUAUUGAUCUCAAUGGCACAAUAAGCAUUGGUGAAAAGCAGUUUGUUGAUGUGAAAAGGUUAACGCUCCAUAGGUUACCUGAGUUGGUGUUUCUAUGGAACAUGAAUUUUCAUGGAAGCUUAAAGGAAAUAGUUAUCAAAGAGUGUUCCCAAUUGAGAAGUUUGUUUACACAUUCUAUGGCCAAGACUCUUCAACAUUUAAAAAUGCUAUCAGUGAUAUCUUGCGAAAUGAUAGAAGAGAUUAUUAUUAUUGAAGAGAAAAAUAUUAAUUUUGCAGGAAAAGAGAAGGCAACUCGCCAUAUUGAAUUUCCAAAAUUAAAAAAGUUGUAUCUAAAUGGCCUACCAAACCUCAAAAACUUUUGCAACGAUGAAAGAGAUUCAUUUAGCUUUUCAUCAUUGUGCAAUAUUCAAGUGAAGCGUUGCCCAAAGAUGAAGACCUUUGCUUCUGGACAAAUUUGCUUGCCACCAAGGAUGAUACGAGCCUGGGUAGAAUAUAAAGAGGUUGAAAUCACAGAUCUUAAUGCAUUUUUUGAGUCCAGGAAUGAGGAUAACAACCACAUGAUGAUAAAGUGCAGAGAUGACUCUGACGAGGGUGAAUAUGACUCGUAUGUUGAUAUUUCAAGUGGCGAGGGUGAAUAUGACUUACGUGUUAAUAUUUCAAGUGAAGAUGACUAAUUUUGAUAUUGCAAAGUUGUGCUAAUCUCUAGGCAUCAAGGGGUAUUCAAAAGGAUAUAUUUUCCAAUUGGAUACUUAAAGAGGAACCAGAGGCGUAGACGCAGUUUACCAAGGUGAGGGGAGAUGUUGAAGUCGAUCAAUUGGUAGUAGGAAAGGUGCGGAAAAAAUAAGGAGGUUUGCCUAUUGCUAUAGUUGCAAUUGGAGUUGCAGGAAAGGGUGAGGAAGCUCAAUGCUCUAGUCUUCACGAAUUAGAGAAUUCCCCCGUAAAAUUCUAGAAGUUGAGGAUUCCAAGUCAUGCUUCUUGCUCUAAUCUAGCCUUUGUUCGCAGAAGAUGCCAAGAUGUCUUCUAUUGAUGAUUUGGCCAGAUAUGUCUUGGCCUUGAGGUUGUAAGAAUUUUUUAAGUACAAGCUAUGGUUAAUCUCCUAAAAAGAUUUUGGUUGUUGCUAAAUGGAAGAGGCAAGAAUUUUGUUAAAAUGCAUGAUGCUA